GUCGCGCGCACGGCGCCUCGGCGGGUCGCAGUUUUACGUUUUGUUCCCCAACGACAGACUACGGCUUCUUUUAGGCAUUUAAACAAAAACAACAACAAAAAACUAACAUUUCUUUCCGACUUCAGCUACAGUGCUAGCUAAGUUUGGAAAGGAGAAAAGAGGAGAAACGCCGUGUUUUUGUUUUUUUUUUUGUUUUGUUUUUUGCAGACGUCGACCUCCAUUAUUAUUAUUCAAAGAGAGGACAGAGAAACGUUAAUAACCCGAUUCUUUUCUUUUCUGACUGACACACGACCUUAAAAUGGACAAUAAGAAGAAGACAUGUUGUGAAUCAUUUCAAGACUUCUUUUCUUCAGCUAAAUUCCUUAUUUACAUGGGACACGCUCUGUCAACAUGGGGUGACCGAAUGUGGAACUUUGCUGUGGCUGUUUUCCUGGUGGAGCUCUACGGGAACAGCCUGCUGCUGACGGCCGUGUACGGCUUGGUGGUAGCCGGAUCCGUGCUUGUGCUUGGGGCCAUUAUUGGAGACUGGGUGGACAGAAAUCCCAGGCUCAAAGUGGCCCGGACUUCACUGGUCGUCCAGAACACUUGUGUCAUCGUGUGUGGGAUCCUCCUCAUGGCUGUUUUCCACUUCAAGGAACAGCUUGUGGUACUUUACAGUGGUUGGAUUCUGACAACCUGCUACAUUCUGGUCAUCACCAUCGCCAACAUGGCCAAUUUAGCCAGCACUGCCAUGUCCAUCAGCAUCCAGAGGGACUGGGUGGUGGUGGUGGCCGGUCAGGACAGCAGCAAGUUGGCAGACAUGAACGCCACAGUGCGCAUCAUCGACCAGCUGACCAACAUCCUGGCCCCGAUGCUGGUGGGGCAGAUCAUGGCUUUUGGGUCACACUUUAUUGGCUGUGGCUUCAUCUCCGGCUGGAACCUGUGUUCCAUGUGUGUGGAGUACAUGCUGCUGUGGAAGGUCUACCAGAAGACGCCGGCGCUGGCCAUUAAAGCCGGACAAAAGGAGCCGCCACAGGAGCUCAAACAGCUCAGCCCCUCACAAGAUCUGGAGAAUGGUCGGAGCCCUGAGGAGUCGUCUCAGCCUCUGAUGAAUGAAGCUGCUGUGGUGGCCGAGCCAGACUCCCAGAAACAACGCGGCUGCUGCUAUCAGAUGACCGAACCUGUGCGCACCUUGACGGCUGGCUGGGUGGCCUACUACAACCAGAGCAUCUUCUUCGCUGGCAUGUCCUUGGCCUUCCUCUACAUGACGGUGCUGGGCUUCGACUGCAUCACUACGGGCUACGCCUACAUGCAGGGUCUGAAUGGCUCGGUGCUCAGCCUGCUGAUGGGGGCCUCUGCUAUCUCCGGCAUCUGCGGCACCGUCGCCUUCACGUGGAUUCGCAAGAAGUGUGGUCUGAUUCGCACUGGGUUCAUCUCGGGCGUAGCCCAGCUCUCCUGCCUCAUGAUGUGUGUGAUCUCCGUCUUCGCUCCUGGCAGCCCCUUCGAUCUCAGCGUCUCGCCCUUCCAGGACCUUUACUCACACAUCGUGGGCGAGAAGACGCUGCCCGAGGCUGAAGACAGUCUGACCGCAGGUUUUGCGAGUCAAGUCCUGGCUGUGAACGCCACCACCGUUGCACCAACUGAAGAUCUCCCGGUUCUGCAGUCCUACGUGUCUGUUGGUCUGCUGUUUGCUGGCGUCAUCGCUGCAAGAGUCGGCCUCUGGUCUUUUGACCUGACAGUCACACAGCUCAUCCAGGAGAACGUGAUCGAGUCAGAGCGUGGCGUCAUCAGCGGCGUCCAGAACUCCAUGAAUUAUCUCCUGGACCUGCUCCACUUCAUGAUGGUGAUUCUGGCUCCUAACCAGGAGGCUUUUGGCCUCCUGGUCAUCAUCUCCGUCUCCUUUGUGACCAUGGGCCACCUCAUGUACUUCCGGUUUGCUUUUAAGAGUCUGGGCAGUCGUCUGUUUCUCUGCUGCUCGCCGGAGCAGAAGGUGGAGACGGUCGACAGCCCCUCACUUCCUACCACUGUGUAAACGUAUUAAAGAGACUGUGUUUCCAAAGCCCAUACAUAACCCUACCUCUUAGCUAACCUACAUGCUUGUAGCUGCUAGAAUAGUGAAGCUUAUAUACGUAUGCAGUAUAUGGAUAUAGAACGGCAGCGUGUGAAUAAUAGCAUUAAUGUAGCAUGAGCGAGUAGAAAUUGUUCCGUCAUAGCAAAGUAAUUCUUUGUAAAACGCGCUAGUUUCUUUGACACUUUCAGCCCGAGAGUCAGGUUUAGGCUCUUAUACACGUACUGUCCAUCACCUCUUGGCUCGUGAUGCCCAGUCUGGGCCGUGCUAAAGAAUCAGGGUGAUUGUGCGCUAUGAAAAAAUACUGUUGUCUACUAGUGCACAAGGUGCUUCAGCUAACAACAAGGCAACAUGAGAGAGAAAUCCACACGACGUGGCUCAAAUACACCAGGAAAACCUAUACGGUUUCCAAAACGAAGGCUUAUGGCAAGAUGCUUCAACAUUUAUGGCACAAGCACAGAUAUCCAAGAUAACGUUAUGCUAUCUGGGAAGACAUUCUGACAAAAUCCAACAGGGCGCUGUUCUGCUACGCCCACAAGCCAAAAGAGUGCAAAACUAGGGAUGAAACUGCUUAAUCCCACCCGGUACUAGCAGCUGUGGGUUUACCCCGUCUUACCUUUGAGCCCUCGGCCAGACAUGAUGGAGCUCUUCAACUUUGAACAAAAACCACAAUAAACGUUCAUGAGGGCUGCUUCGCCUGCAUAUUUUGACCUCGAUGGAGUGCGAUCAAGCACGUUUCAAGCUGUACUCUCUAAGAAUACCCCGUUUAAAGAAGCUCGUGCGUGAUUGAAGCCUAUGAAUACCCCAUAGUUACCGUGUACUAUCAACGACUUCAAGAAUCAGGAUGCAACGGUUGAACAUUUAAAAAAUUUGAUCUCAGUUUCAAAUCUGGUGCUGAUGAUGGCCGUAACUACUACAAAUACCAAGUUUGUUCAAGAUUGAAAAACAUGGAUCAAGACGUGACGAUGAUGCUUCUAAACAUGUCCCGAUUUGUUAUUCAGGAUUAAACGGGAAGGAGUGGCGUUCUGUGGAAUAACCCCAUAAAAUGCCAUAUGAAAAGCUGAAAAAUGGCUAACAUUUAAAAAUUAAGUAAUAAGUAAAAGGAAAACACUUUUUACGAAGCGUUGUUUUUGUAGUCGAUGUGCAGUUCAAAAUCUGAUGUAUUUAAUCAGGAUUUUCCAGUUGUUUUUGUAGUUGUGAGAUAUUUGUUUCACUGUGUAGCAGACAGCACACCUACAGGUUUUUGUUUUUUUAUAUAAAAAUAUCUACAAGUCAAUUCUGAGGAUCCAAAACAUGGCAACGUGGUCAGGACGCAGAGUAACACAUCAAAUGGUUGAAUAUUUUGCCACCGUCAACGCGAUAUUUUAUGGUCUGAAAUCUCACACGAUUAACCAAUCAGAUUUGUGGAACAAAUGUAAUUGGAUUAGAAUGUUGAAUGGUCAACAUGGCUGAAACAGUUGUUGGGUUCGAAGCCACUCGUGCCCCUCUCUCCUCGUACAUCUGGAGUUGUGUCAGGAAGGACAUCCGGUGCAAAUCUUGAGCCAAAUCAACAUGUUCAGAUGCAUGCAGGGUUGGCUGUGGCGAUCCCGGGUGAAAAUAGCAAAAGUCCAGAGAAAUUCACCGAUCAUGAGCGUCGUCACGUUCACAGUGUUUCCUGAGUAUUUUACAUUCGGAUCCACAGACUGUGAUCAUCCAAAGUGAUUUGUGAUGUCAUGACCAACAUCAAAAGCAUCAUUUAGGAUAUGUGGGAGUCGGAUCACUGCAUCUAAUGUCAGAAUCUGGUGUAAAAAUAGAUUUUCAGAUUGUAAUGACGGAUCUCUUCAGUUAUAUCAUUCCGGCUCCGACCGUGUCAAAAUACAUUUGUAGAUCUCUAAAUAUAAUCUCUUAUUUAAUGUUGAAGCAGUUUGCCAUUAGAACUUUUUUGACAUUUGUUAGUGAUUUGUUUGGUGCUGCAGUCGUCUGUAUCUCUCUCUCUCUUUUUUUUUUUUGUCAGCGUCCGUAUAAACAAGCUGUAGAUGUCCUCCUCCCCAGAGGACCGGUGAUACUCUUAUUUAACCAAACAAUACUUGGAUCUAGUCUCUUUAAUACGUGGUUACAAGGGUUGUGCAAAAUACUGUAUUUAUUCAGGUAAGGGUGGUUGUUUUUGGGUUGUUGUUGGUUUUUUGAACAAAUGUAUCAUCAGUAUUGCAGUUACG
Molecule: messenger RNA, 4242 nt
Organism: Thalassophryne amazonica
Lineage: Eukaryota; Metazoa; Chordata; Actinopteri; Batrachoidiformes; Batrachoididae
Gene: slc40a1
Product: solute carrier family 40 member 1
Exons: 8
Coding region: 299-2011 (570 amino acids)
Biological process (GO): iron ion transmembrane transport
Cellular component (GO): basolateral plasma membrane
Molecular function (GO): peptide hormone binding; iron ion transmembrane transporter activity
Source: RefSeq, a predicted model, not a curated record